AUGUUCACUAGACAACUAGGAAGAUUAAUAAGGUCUUCUAAACUAAUUAAAAUAAAUAUAGUCAAAUCUUCAAAAAGAUCAUUUCAUUAUACAAAAUUAUGUUUAAAUACUUCAACUAUAUCUAACACAGAAUCAAUCAAAGAUCAAACUAUCCCAAAUUCAUUAACAAAUGAAACUCGUGACACCGCAAAAAUUAAUACAGAAGCUAAUUUGGCUACUCCAACAAAAGAAUCAAAAGAAGCAAAAGCAGAUGAACCCUUUGUACCCGUCAAAUUUUCAGAUUUUAAAAAAACUAAAUUUAUACAUCCAACAGUUUUAAAUGCAUUAAAAACAGCUGAAUUUGAGACAUUAACCCCAAUACAACAACAAGCUUUAAUACCAAUCAUUCAAUCUGAAAGGGGUGUUGUAUGUAGAGCUAAAACCGGUACUGGUAAAACAUUAACAUUUUUGAUACCAACUGUUGAAAGUGCAGUAAGGAGAAUAAUUAAAAAUCCAAAUUUCAAAGGAGUUGAUUCAAUCAUUGUUGCACCAACUAGAGAUUUAGCUUUACAAAUACGUGAUGAAUACGGGAGAGUAUGUCGUAAAAUACCGAAGAAAUACCAACCUAGAGUAUCAUUAAUUAUUGGUGGACAAAAAACCACAUUUAAUCCAAGAUCUCCUAGUGAAAUUGUUAUUACUACGCCAGGUAGAUUAGAAGCAGAUUUGAAAGAUAAGAGAUUUUCUCAAUGGUUUAAAAAUGUUGCUUAUAGAGUUUAUGAUGAAGCUGAUAGAUUAUUAGAUGUUGGAUUUGAACCACAAUUAAAUAGUAUUGAUGUUAUGUUGAAAAGAUUAAGAGAAGAUGAUAUAGAACCAAUGAAAUCUUUAUUAUUUAGUGCUACUGUUGAUGAUUCAAUAACAAAAUUUGCAAAGCAACAUAUUAAUAGAAAAUAUGAUUAUAUAAAUACUGUUCCAAAAAAUGAACCAGAAGUUCAUGAAAAUGUCACACAAGUUUUAUAUAAAUGUGAAGAUGGUGUUGAUAAAUUUCAAGCAUUCUUCAAGUAUGUCAUCAAUGUAAUUAAACAAGAAAGAAAUCCAAAAAUUAUUUUGUUUUUGCCAACCCAAACUGCUGUUGAAUGGUUUUAUGAAUAUUUAGAUGAAGCUUCAAACUCUCCGUCAUUAAUGGAUCAUUAUUUGGAUUUUGGUAUAUAUCAAUUACAUGGUGGUAGAUCAGCUUAUCAACGUAAACAAGCUUUAAAAAAUUUCAAAGAAUGUCAAAAGGGUUUAUUAAUUUCAACUGAUGUUGCAGCAAGAGGUAUUGAUGUGAAACAAGUUACUCAUGUCAUACAAUUAUAUCCAUCAUCCGAAGUUGCUGAUUAUGUUCAUAAAGUUGGUAGAACUGGUAGAAAUGGGGAAUUAGGUAAAGCUAUUUUAUUUAUUACCGAGAAUGAAUAUAAAUAUGUUCAAAGAUUGAAAAAAGAAAGGGGUGUUAAAUUUGAGGAAACCAUUACAAGUAAAACCGAUGAUUCUACUAUCAAUAUCAACAUGGAAGAAAUUAUGGGAAAUAUAAAUCCAAACUUACAACUGACGAAUGAAUUUUUUUUCACAUUUAUGAGUUAUAUAAUGCAAAUUAAAGGUGUUUAUAGAUUAGACGGUGAUGAUUUAGUUGAAGACAAUAUUCAAUUAUAUAGAACUUUGAUUAAGGAUGAAUUUGCUAAAUUAAAUGUUCAAUCCAUAAACAGAAUGAGACAUCAUUUAGAUAGAAGAAUAGUUAGAGAAUAUUUUGAACAUAAGACAGAUCAAGAAUUGAAUGAAUAUAGAGAAGAAGUUGAUAGAUCAAGUCACAAAAGAGCUGGUAGAUUCAGACCAAGAUCGAAUGAUGAAGAUGAAGAUGGGUAUCAAGAUAGAAAAAACUUAAGAGGUGGUAAUAGAUCUUACAAGAGAAAUUCAUUCAAUAAUGAUAGAAGAGAUGGAAGAGAUAAUUUCAAAUCAGGUGGUAACAAAAAAUUUGGGGAUAAUAAUAGAAGCCAUAAACGUUGGUAA
Lodderomyces jiufengensis is the source of this 2019-nucleotide messenger RNA. It is a transcript of the gene MSS116, whose product is annotated as ATP-dependent RNA helicase. Gene Ontology annotation, cellular component: mitochondrion. Gene Ontology annotation, molecular function: ATP binding; nucleic acid binding. Bases 1 to 2019 code for a protein of 672 amino acids. The record is from RefSeq and is a predicted model, not a curated record. The transcript has a single exon. NCBI's taxonomy places the organism in Eukaryota, Fungi, Ascomycota, Pichiomycetes, Serinales, Debaryomycetaceae.